AUGUUCUCUUUGAUUGUUUUAGCUACAUUGGCAUUGGCUAAAUGUUCACAUAAAAAUUUUGGACUCUGCUCUAGUCAUAACUCUGAAGUUUCAUAUGACUAUAUUCUUCAUGUUCAAACAUGGACUGGACAAUUUUGUAAAACACAAUGUUGCGAUUUACCAGAAACUACAAGAGCAUUCCAUGAAGGUUUUACUAUGCAUGGGUGGUGGCCAAAUUUUGUAAGUGGAUAUCCUUCAUGUUGCAAGUCACCAUAUACUGAUUCAGAUGUUUCAAAAUUAAUUACAGGAAACUUUAAAGAACAAUUGUCAUACAACUGGCCAUCAUUAACAAAAUGUAAAUUCUUUAAUUAUGAAUAUGAUAAACAUGGAACUUGUUUAAGUGAUAUUUAUAGUGGAUCUACAGGACCAAAAGAUUACGCUAAUGCUGCAAUGAAUAUUCUUAUUAAACAUGAUAUGUGGAAGUUAUUUAAAGCUAAUGGUGUUAAAGCUGAUGGUUCAACUAAUUAUAAAAAGUCAUGGUUAAAAGGAUUAGUUGCUAAAGAAAUAGGUGUUAAUGAUGCUGUUUAUUUCACUUGUAAUAAUAAAAAUUUAGCUGAAUUAAGACUUUGUACUAUGGUUACUACUUCAACUAAAUCUAAUCCACAAUUUAUUACUUGUCCAUCUGCUGCUUUUAAACAAGAGACUUGUGGUGAUAAUAUUGUUUUCCAACCACUCCCUUCAUUAUCAAGCACUGGAUGUGAUUAUUAA
Molecule: messenger RNA, 747 nt
Organism: Entamoeba dispar SAW760
Lineage: Eukaryota; Evosea; Mastigamoebida; Endamoebidae
Product: ribonuclease 1 precursor, putative
Exons: 1
Coding region: 1-747 (248 amino acids)
Biological process (GO): RNA catabolic process
Cellular component (GO): extracellular region
Molecular function (GO): ribonuclease T2 activity; RNA binding
Source: RefSeq, a predicted model, not a curated record